GAAAGGGGAAGCUAAUGGAUCAUGGAAGGUAAUAGGGCACAUUAGAGCGACAAUAAUUGAUCGUUCUGUCAUGAUGGGACGCUUUCUCACGGUGAUGGCAGAAAAGAGUGCUUCGCUUCGACGUAUUGGUAGUGCAAUCUUUGAACCAAAGUAUGGAAGGACAAAGCUACAAUCUUUAUCGCGCACGGAUAGUUUGGACUGGAUCUUGGUAAUCGACAAAUUUCAUGUUGACUACAAGUACAAAAAGGAUGGUGCUUCCAAUGUUGGGGCUUCUGCCCUUCAAGCGUUCUUGUCUUUACGAGCAGUGGUGCACAAUGUGUCCUGUGCUGUCUAUGAAAUGGAUCCCCGAGAGGCGAUGACAAGAGAGGAAUUGGAUAGCCAAAAGGGGAAAGACAGAGACGAGGAGAAAGAGAGCAAGCAACCUUUUCGCUGGAAUCUCGCAGAAAGAAGCAUUAGGAAGGAAAGAGAAGAGGAGCUUCAAUUUUCGCUGUGUCGGAGAGCAGAUGCUAAUCAGUUUUUGAGAAUUGGCUUCUUUCAAGACCAAGCAUUGGCCAUGAGAGGCAAUGGGAACUAUCUUGUGGCAAGUGGCAAACAUUGGAGCCGUGACAGGCUUUCACAUGAGGAAGCGGAGGCUAUUUCGUUUUACAAACCACGUGUAUUCCCAGCUCCAGUUGGCAAAGAUUCAGAGUUGCAUCAAAUGAUCCGGGAAGGUGGAGCAAACAUCGAACACAAGGUAAAGUCCCUUAUUUCGCAGGGCGCCUCGGUUACUCGUUCUCUUGCUCUCCACACAGCUGUUGCCAACAGCAACAGAAAGGUUGUCCUUCUGUUGUUGCGUUUGGACCGAGAAGGUUGUCUCAAUUCAUUUGAUCCAAAUGGAACCACUCCCUUGAUGCUUGCGACCAGAGAAGCAGCAAAUUUGCCAGAAGAUGAUGAGACAGAGAUCCUGGAUAUUCUCUUGGCAGCUGGCGCCGAUAGGAGUGCACAGAACCUGGAAGGGAAGACAGCUUAUGGUCUACUUCUGGACUGGCGUGGGGACUACUGGGCAAUGGAACAUUUAGGCCGCGGCAAAAAAAUGUGUUUUACCGUAUUGAAGCAACAAGUGUCAGAAGAAGAGACUGCCCAAAAGUUGCUGCUUCCCAAUGGGCCAAGCCCUGCUGAUGAAACAGGCGGAGUGAUGGAAGGAUUCAUUCACUUUGAUGACUGGUCAAGCGAUGGCAGCACCCUCCCUCCCAGUUGUGCAGAAUAUGACUCAGAUCCAUACGAUUCUGAUGACUGGUAGUAUUUGAGGGUCGGGUCGGAAUGCUUUCAAUACCAAAUAUCACCAUUUGAAAGCUUGCUCUGUUGUGAACAAUUUGGCCAGCUAGCUGCCUGCAGCUCAUCAUGUGUACCGGUGCCUGGUACUGGAGAAGGUCAGCAAACAGGUUCUGUCCCUGUAAAAUUCUCCGAGGACGUUGCUUCCACC
Molecule: messenger RNA, 1462 nt
Organism: Seminavis robusta
Lineage: Eukaryota; Bacillariophyta; Bacillariophyceae; Naviculales; Naviculaceae
Source: the annotation of a GenBank genome assembly